AUGGCUUCUCCCCUCCGUCCCGGCGGCGGUGUCCUAACCGGAGCCACAUCACAAGAAGAAUGGCUAUGCUCAAGAACUACGCUAUAUCCAUCUCUUCACGAAGAAUUCUACCGCCUCCCUGAAAUAGGCGCCAUUUAUACACCCGACGUCCUCGUUUUUAUCGAUGUCAUUACGGCAGCCAUGCUACGUCUUCCAGAGGUUGAUACGAAUCAACAAGGAGAGCUUACGUAUUCGGAGCAAAAAGACAGAGAUAUGGCUUUGGCCAAGAUGCGUUGCAUAAUGCGUAUCUUGCGGGCUCGUCACAUCAAUCGUGUUGUUCUAGGGGCUUGGGGCUGUGGCGCCUACGGAAACCCAGUCGACGAGAUUGCCCGGUCGUGGAGGAGGGUGUUACUAGGACCACAAGCCAAGAGAUCUGAGCGAGUUGAAGUUUAUGAUGAUAUGGAGGUAGUUUUUGCUAUCAAGGAUCACGACAUGGCUCGUAGGUUUACAACUGCCUUUGGGGCUGGGGCCGUCUUCGAGGAGCUUGGUGGUGAUGGCGUCGAUUAG
This is a messenger RNA of Trichoderma breve, 546 nucleotides long. RefSeq lists its product as uncharacterized. Lineage: Eukaryota; Fungi; Ascomycota; Sordariomycetes; Hypocreales; Hypocreaceae. The coding region runs from base 1 to 546 and encodes 181 amino acids. The transcript is spliced from 2 exons. The record is from RefSeq and is a predicted model, not a curated record.